AUGAAUGCUGUGGAAAGCCCCGAGGGACAGGAGCUGCAAAAGCUGGGGAGCGGAGCCUGGGACAACCCUGCCUACAGUGGUCCCCCCACCCCGCCUGGGACACUGAAGAUCUGCACCAUUUCCAGUAUGGUGCCCCCCCCACCCCAACUCGAGAAGCCUGAAGAUGGACCCCAGGAAAAGACACAUAAGACCCUGGUGUCCAGCUGCUGCCUCCAAAUCUGUCAUGGCAUCAGAGGACUUUGGGGAACAACAUUGACUGAGAACACAACUGAGAACCGGGAACUUUAUGUCAAGACGACCCUGCGGGAGCUUUUGGUGUACAUCGUGUUCCUGGUAGACAUCUGUCUCUUGACCUAUGGAAUGACAAGCUCCAGUGCCUAUUACUACACCAAAGUGAUGUCUGAGCUCUUCUUACAUACCCCGUCAGACACUGGAGUCUCCUUCCAGGCCAUCAGCAGCAUGGCAGACUUCUGGGAUUUUGCCCAGGGCCCACUACUGGACAGUUUGUAUUGGACCAAAUGGUACAACAACCGGAGCCUGGGCCGUGGAUCCCACUCCUUCAUCUACUAUGAGAACCUGCUGCUGGGAGUUCCAAGGCUGCGGCAGCUGCGGGUCCGCAAUGACUCCUGCGUGGUGCAUGAAGACUUCCGUGAGGACAUUUUGAGCUGCUACGACGUCUACUCUCCAGACAAAGAAGAGCAGCUCCCCUUUGGGCCCCUCAAUGGCACAGCGUGGACAUACCAUUCUCAGGAUGAGCUGGGGGGCUCCUCUCACUGGGGCCGGCUCACAAGCUACAGUGGAGGUGGCUACUACCUGGACCUUCCAGGAACUCUACAGGCCAGUGCAGAGGCACUUAGGGACCUUCAGGAGGGCCUGUGGCUGGACAGGGGCACUCGAGUGGUCUUCAUUGACUUCUCUGUCUACAAUGCCAACAUCAAUCUCUUCUGUGUUCUGAGACUAGUGGUAGAGUUUCCAGCCACAGGAGGUGCCAUCCCAUCCUGGCAAAUCCGCACAGUUAAGCUGAUCCGCUAUGUCAGCAACUGGGACUUCUUUAUCGUUGGCUGUGAGGUCAUCUUCUGCAUCUUCAUUUUCUACUACGUGGUGGAGGAGAUCCUGGAGCUCCACAUCCACCGGCUUCAUUACCUCAGCAGCAUCUGGAACAUUCUGGACCUGGUGGUCAUCUUGCUCUCCAUUGUGGCCAUGGGCUUCCACGUAUUCCGAACCCUCGAGGUGAAUCAGCUGAUGGGGAGGCUCCUGCAGCAGCCAAACACGUACGCUGAUUUUGAGUUCCUUGCCUUCUGGCAGACACAGUACGACAACAUGAAUGCCAUCAACCUCUUCUUUGCCUGGAUCAAGAUAUUCAAGUACAUCAGCUUCAACAAGACCAUGACCCAGCUCUCCUCCACGCUGGCCCGCUGUGCCAAGGACAUCCUGGGCUUCGCUGUCAUGUUCUUCAUCGUUUUUUUUGCCUACGCCCAGCUAGGCUACCUGCUUUUUGGGACCCAAGUGGAAAACUUCAGCACUUUCAUCAAGUGCAUCUUCACUCAGUUCCGGAUCAUCCUUGGGGACUUUGAUUACAAUGCUAUCGACAAUGCCAACCGCAUCCUGGGACCUGCCUACUUUGUCACCUAUGUCUUCUUCGUCUUCUUUGUGCUCCUGAACAUGUUCCUGGCCAUUAUCAAUGACACAUACUCAGAGGUCAAGGAGGAGUUGGCUGGACAGAAGGAAGAGCUACAGCUUUCAGACCUCCUGAAACAGGGGUACCACAAGACCCUACUGAGGCUGCGUCUAAGGAAGGAGCAGGUUUCGGAAGUGCAGAAGGUCCUGCAGGGUGGGGAGCAGGAGACCCAGUUCGAGGAUUUCACCAACACCUUGAGGGAGCUGGGGCACACGGAGUAUGAGAUCACUGAGCUCACAGCUGCCUUCACCAGGUUUGACCAAGAUGGGAAUCGCAUCCUGGAUGAGAAGGAGCAGGAACAAAUGCGACAGGACCUGGAGAAGGAGAGGGUGGCCCUCAAUGCUGAGAUUGAGAACCUGGGCCAGUCCAUUGUGAGUAGCCCACCAGGCGAGUCAAGUCCAGAGGCUGCCAGAGCAGGUGGCUGGGUUUCAGAAGAAUUCUACACGCUCACAAGGAGAGUUUUGCAGCUGGAGACCACCCUGGAAGGAGUCAUGUCCCAAGUUGAUGCCGUGGGCUCAAAGCUGACCAUGCUGGAGAGGAAGGGGCAGCUGGCUCCCUCUUCAUGCAUGGGGGAACAAGGCAUUUGGGAGCACCUGCAGGCAGCCCCAGCCAUGACUCCAGCCCCCUGGGAACUCCAGAGUGGACAGGAGAGUGGUGGGGGAGGGGUCCUAAGGCAUCAAACAGCAGGCUCCUCCCUCACCACCUCCCUGGAAGGACCCUUGGCACGUGCCCUCCACUUCUAGGGCAGCAGUUCCCACCAUUGCUGCUGCUGAGUUCCACCCUAUGUCUGGCCAUUUGAGCCAAUGUUUCUGUGUGUAGCCAUGUAGCUCUGUGAAAUAACAGAGCUCUCACUCCCUGUACUCUGAGCUCUGUUUAGAUGAUUUAAAAAAAAUAGUCAGUAACAAACAAAAUAAAGGAAGGGAGGGUAAUGACUUUCCUAAGCAUCUGGAUAGCCACCAUUUGUGAAAAAAGUACAAGCUGAGAGAAUAGCAGUAUCUACAUGUCUUCCUCCUUGCCAGUGAAUCUUCUCCUCUGUGCAUCUAGAGAUAUGUUGCCAGCACCCAUGGAGUUCAAGUCUUCUCCAUAGACCUUCCCUGUGAAAGAGAAUGGGAAGCCAGAGAGGAGAGGAGCCUUUCUCAUGUGAGGAGGUUAUAAUGUCACAGAGGAUCUGGAGUGAUGAUGUCCCCCAACUUUCCCCCAGCAAAGUCCGUGAAGACUCAGUGGAAGAGCCUGCCUUCAGACAUGCCACUGAACACUGUGGGGGCUGUAAACCAGGAUGAAGAUGGAGCCUGAGGAGAAUCCGGCAAAGAAAGGACUUCAGGAUUCCAAGAUCUUUGGAUAAAAUGU
Camelus dromedarius (Arabian camel) is the source of this 3025-nucleotide messenger RNA. It is a transcript of the gene PKD2L1, whose product is annotated as polycystin 2 like 1, transient receptor potential cation channel. The transcript has 15 exons. The coding region runs from base 1 to 2421 and encodes 806 amino acids. Gene Ontology annotation, biological process: detection of mechanical stimulus; potassium ion transmembrane transport. Gene Ontology annotation, cellular component: membrane. The record is from RefSeq and is a predicted model, not a curated record. NCBI's taxonomy places the organism in Eukaryota, Metazoa, Chordata, Mammalia, Artiodactyla, Camelidae. Gene Ontology annotation, molecular function: sodium channel activity; calcium-activated potassium channel activity; muscle alpha-actinin binding.